AUAGAACGGAUGUGAAUUUCAAAUUCGUGUGCUUUUUUGUUAUUGUCGUCGACAUCGUCAUACUGUCAUCCACUUAUGUGUUGUCGUGUUUACUUUUGUUAUUUUUCCACUGUUCAUUGUCCUAUUCCUGACUCUUGAUCGCUUUCAGUCUUUUAACAAAUAUCUGAAAGAUAACGGGUGCACAGUCGAAAGAAACGAGAUAUUUUCUCUAUUUACCAAUUAAUUAGAUCACAAGAUUUAUUAAAUUUAAUCGUGAUCAACGGUAACUCUGAAAAUACGGUCUUCAGUCGAUUUUAUUCAUACAUGAAUAUAUAAGUGAGAGAAUGUAUGAAUGCCGAGAUAAAAAAAAAUAAAAAUCAAAUCGAUAUUCGGCAAUAAACAUUAUACAUUUUACAUGUCUUAUAAAAAUGUGCAUUAAUUUCAUUAAGACCAUUGACAUUUUUGUUUGACAAACAUAAUUCGAAGUGGAAAUUUAUGGAUUCGUCUCUAAUUCCAGUAUGAUAUGAGGCAAUUUGCAUAAAAUGUAAUUGAAAAUUUAAAGAAAUUAAAAAAACAGACAGUAAUUAUAAUAUAUAUUAGAUAAAAGAUAAAUUAAAGUGAAAACAAAUAUCUUGCAUGUGAGUGACUGAUGAAGAGAAAUAAAAUUAUAAUUUUGCAUUUUAAAUGGAAAAACUAAUGAAAUUCGCGGGAAAUCAAUUAACCGAUUUAUACCUUUUCAAUACAAGUAAACACAUUUGAUCUAUUGUUUGUUAUUGAAUAGAACAAUGAAGCCGAAUCUCGUCAAUAAAAUUACAGCAAUAGCAUUGUGUCAAUAAUGAGGAAGUAAAUAAACCAAUGAACACAUUGAUUGAGAUACAGUCCGUUUCCCAUAGUGUAAACGCUCACAUUUUUAUAGAACAGAAAAUAGUGACCAUUUGCAAGUCUUACACUGUUUAAUUAUUUCAACGAAAAAGCCAAAGCGGUGGUAAUUUUUUUUGUUUGAGAGAGUGUAAUCAAACAUAAAAUUCAUGGUGAACCAAUAACAAAAAAAAAUAUAACUGCCGCUACCAUUUUAACACAACACACAACUAAAUAACAGAAGACAAGUCAAUUUUGAGGCCUUUGUCAAAAUUUUAUGGGAACGACAACGAUUCAAGGAAAACAAAAAAAAAAAAAAACAAACAAACAAAAACAUCAUUUAACAACGGAAAUCGAUUUAGCGGGAAAAUUUACUAAAAGAAAUUCGACGCUGUCUCAGGAUGAAAGUCUGAUAUGGCCGAAGGUAUUGAAGAAACUGAAACAAAUAGCAGUUCAGGUGCUGGUGAUGCAACAACAAGUAUGCUUAGCGCAGCAAUGCCAUGCGAAGUACAUGAAUUUGACACAUAUCAUCAUCAGGCUAUCAAACGAUCCGUUUCGACAUCACCAACUCCAAAAAUAAUGUCACUUAUGCAGCAGGGCGUUCGAAAAAUUCAUGAGCAAUCUGGUAAAUUUGAAUCAAUGUCACAAUACUUACAACAACAUCACAUUCAUCAACCACGAAAAUCGAUCGCAACAAAGCGUAAACAAUCGACUGACGAUGUCGAAGUGGACAGCCCAAAACAGCAAACAUCACAUCAUGAUGAAGAUCAAUUGUCACAAUCAUCAUGCUCAUCUUUAGCACCAGUGUUAUCACCACUUAGAAAGCUCAAAUCAGAGUUGUCAGGACAUGGUUACGUAAAAUGUGAAAAUUUAUCCCCCACACAAAUGAUGGACAGCGAACAAGAAGAUGUAGAACACAUUCGAAUAGAUGAUCAAGUUAAAGUGACCAGCAACUUGUUGGACGAAAAGGGUUUGGAGCAAUCUACAGAUGAAGAUAUUAUUCAAGAUGAUGCCGAUCCAAUUAUUCUUGAACCAUCACAGGAUGUUGCAAAUCUAUUAAAUAGUCAGAAUGCGUUAGCAGCUGCAGCCGCCGCAGCAGUUGUGGCUGCAAAUUCGACGCCAACAGAACGUUUGACACCGGAAAUGCAAGAUGCACGAUUAAAACUAUCAUCGGCUGCUGUUGCCCAUAUCAAUGGAACUAUGCAAAAGAUGUUUAAUUUUCAAAAUUUACAAAAUUUGUCAUCAAUUCAACAACAAAAACUAACAUUUGUUGACCUGGCUGGUUUGACAUCGGCUUCAACAUGCUUGAAUUCACCAUUGAAUUUAAGCUUGAGCUCCGCAUCACAUUCGGAUCCAAGUCAUAUUAAUGCAUCAGACUGUAGUACAUCAAUGGUUUCCGAACUGGCAAAAAAUCUUUGUGGAACAACACCUGAAAACUAUUCGCCACAAAUGCCACAGCUUAUAUUGGCUUCGGGAGGUCAAUUAAUGCAAGGUGUUCAAGUUGCACAGCUUUUGAUACCAUCCUCUCAAGGCAUCUCAACCCAAACAAUUUUAACGAUACCGGUAAGUCAGCAAGUGAGUUCAAAUGAACAAUUAGCUCAAACGUUGGCUGCCUUAAAUAAUUGCUCUACAAAUCAACAAGUGCAUCAACAUCAAAAACAGCAAUCAUCUCAUCAAAUGCCAAAUCUUAUGAGUUCGCCUGCGUUGAUUACUCAACCAUCACAACAAAAACCACAAGGUCCAUUAAAUGUGAACCUUUUUUCAUCCGGUGUGCAAGAACUAUUGGCUGCCAUUCAACCGAAUCUCUUCAAUAUGCACGAACAACAAUCUAGCCACCAUCGGCGUCAUUCAAUGUCUACCAAUAGCCCGAGUCCAAAUUACAUGCAAACUUGUACCAAUGAAAGCACUAACAUUUCUAUUCAGACACCCAAACACAGCCCACUUCGGAAUUCGCACAUUGAAAAUCGGUGA
This is a messenger RNA of Contarinia nasturtii (swede midge), 2808 nucleotides long. RefSeq lists its product as uncharacterized. The record is from RefSeq and is a predicted model, not a curated record. Lineage: Eukaryota; Metazoa; Arthropoda; Insecta; Diptera; Cecidomyiidae. Bases 1252 to 2808 code for a protein of 518 amino acids. The transcript is spliced from 10 exons.